AUGCCGCAGAUCCCGCUCAAGUCUUCGACCAUCAACCUCGACAUCUCUGGAGUCGCAGGUUUCUUCGGAGGCGAUGUCGCUGUCUCCGCUAUGGCCACCGUUCACGUCUACCAGGGGAGGAGAUGGCUGGGAUGGUACAACUCACCAGGGAGUUACGAGAUCGCCAAGCGGUAUGGACAGCUCGGUCGAUCGCGUUUCUGGGACGGUCUCUACCCGGGUGUUAACGUCGACCCCGCUGUACUCUUCGAACUUGACGGCCAGAAUGGUCCCAAGUAUCGUGCAGUCCAUUCCGGCACUCUCAUGUACAAGACAGGACAUCUCGCCCACCUCUUCCUCCAGGAGUGCAAGGAUAUUCCGCCCAAGAACACGCACGAGCUCGACGAGGAACUCACCAGAGUGACAACCCCCGUGUAUGUCACCGUCGCUGAUCUCGUACAUCAGCCCCCGCGGGAGGAGUAUCCUCGCCUCGUCCGGGACACAACCAGUCCUCUUGCGUUGAUCCCCAUCCUCGCUUCUUGCGCAGCCGCCGUUGCCUGUGCCAUCUUCGCGGACUGGUUCUGCUUCUCAAUGAUCGCACUGGGAAUGGUCAGCAGUGGCGUCUCUUGCUAUGUCAUCGGCACGGGCACUUUCACGUUCACCCAUCCAGAACCUGCGGAUGGUGCCCCGCCGGGCGACGGCGUUCUGGAGGGUGGAGAUGAGAUUGUCGUCUUGAAGGGUCCCGAGGGAUGCAUCAACCCAGUCACAAGAGGGCGCUUCUCUCUCAAGUACACCGGCGAACCACAGUACCAUAACAUUGGACUAUCUUCGAUGCUACUCACUGUCCAAUUCCUCGCGCAGUUACUCAUAGUACCACAGGGAGAGAUAUUCGGCCAGAUCAUGUUCCUCUCUUCGCUCGCCGUCUCUUGGAUGUACAACUCGUACCUCUCCUCGCUCGACAAGGAGAGCAUCCAAAGGCAUAUCCUUGUAAGUCAGGUUCUCAAGUCCCCGGUCAUGCGCAAGUACAAGCUCGGGACGAGGACUAUCAUGGUCGUCUUCGUCUUGCUCGUGCUGUCCCCUGCCGACGAAUACGCGCUGCGGAAGGUCAUGGACGACUUGCUUCCGAACGAGACCCCAGUCUGGCGACUCUGGAAAGCGACCGUCUUGCACGAAAUCCGGAAUGUCACCCAUAACAUCGUCGAAGGCUCUGGCGCGUUCUGGUUCGACCUGUCGGUAGGCGAUGGCUUUGCGCCGAGCGACCGUAAACUCCUGUCUACUCUCUAUCGAGAUGCGGCAACGGCUUAUAUUGCAUAUCAAGACGCGGGUAAGGUAGUCGCCCUGGACUCGAUCGUAGAAUCUGUUCUCAUGCCCAUCUGCUCCGCGACUCAGACCCCAGACUUCUGA
This is a messenger RNA of Dichomitus squalens LYAD-421 SS1, 1380 nucleotides long. RefSeq lists its product as uncharacterized. The coding region runs from base 1 to 1380 and encodes 459 amino acids. The record is from RefSeq and is a predicted model, not a curated record. NCBI's taxonomy places the organism in Eukaryota, Fungi, Basidiomycota, Agaricomycetes, Polyporales, Polyporaceae. The transcript is spliced from 2 exons.